Molecule: messenger RNA, 3555 nt
Organism: Centropristis striata (black sea bass)
Lineage: Eukaryota; Metazoa; Chordata; Actinopteri; Perciformes; Serranidae
Product: protocadherin alpha-3-like
Exons: 1
Coding region: 126-2531 (801 amino acids)
Biological process (GO): homophilic cell-cell adhesion
Cellular component (GO): plasma membrane
Molecular function (GO): calcium ion binding
Source: RefSeq, a predicted model, not a curated record
CGACGGAGGAUGGACGUAGAACAUAUGCCAGCAUAUAAUUCAGUCUUUGACGCGAUUUCUUGGGCUUAAUAAACGAAACACACGUCAAUAUACGGAUAUAUGUUUUGUUCUGGCUGUAUGGAAAUAUGCAUCUGCUGGGAAGAAAGACAUUUAUCUGGAUACAUGUAGUGCUUCUUGCCUUGGAGUAUAACUGGGGAGCGGUAUCCGGACAGCUCUCCUAUUCCGUUUCAGAGGAGGUAAACCAAGGGACUUCUGUUGGAAAUCUCGCAAAGGAUCUAAAUCUUAAUUUACACGAUUUGGAGUCACGUACGUUUCAGAUCGUUGCUGGCUCUGAGAGAAAGUAUUUCGAUGUAAAUUUGAAGUCAGGUUUUCUCUACGUCAGUGAAAGAAUAGACAGAGAGGAGCUCUGUGCGAAAGCUGCAAAAUGCAUAAUAAAUGUAGAGGCUGUGAUUAAUAAUCCAUUGAAACUUUACCGUAUUGAAGUCAAUAUUCUUGAUGUAAACGAUAACCCUCCCUCUUUCAGUGCCAAAUCACAAACUAUCGACAUAGCAGAGAGCAUAUUGCCGGGUGCUACAUUUCCCGUGCUCUCGGCCUACGACGCCGAUGUUGAGAAAAAUGGCAUUAACACAUACAAGCUAAAUCCCAGUGAAUAUUUCUCUUUAGCAGUGCACAAAGGAAAGAGUGUGUCAGCCGAGUUAGUUCUUCAGAAAGCAUUAGACCGAGAAAAACAGGCUUUAAUUAAACUUACACUGACCGCUGUAGAUGGAGGAACACCUCCAAAAUCAGGCACGUCAGAGAUCAUAAUUAAUGUCUUAGACACAAACGAUAAUAUCCCGGCUUUUACUAAAACACUGUACAAAACAAGCAUUACAGAAAAUGCACCGAUUGGCACUACAGUGAUAACAGUGACUGCAACUGACGCUGAUGAAGGGACAAACAAAGACAUUGUAUAUUUUCUAAAUUCCAAGGAUCAGGAUAAUGUUUUGGAGAUUUUUGAAAUUGAUUCACUUUCAGGAAUAAUAACCGUCAAAGGAGAAAUUGACUAUGAAACAAAUCCUGCUUUUGAAAUUCGUGUUCAGGCCGCAGACAAAGGCCAGCCUUCAUUAACAGCACAGUGUAAGGUACUAGUGGAGGUAGGGGACCUGAAUGACAAUGCGCCUGACAUCACGGUGACGUCACUUCUCAGUACAGUGAGGGAGGACGCUGAGAUAGGUACUGCUAUUGCACUUGUUUCAGUCCGUGACAGAGAUGGAGGGGAAAACGGUCAAGUGAAAUGUGAGAUACUGAAUUCAGUUCCCUUUAAAUUAGAGACAAAUUAUAAAAAUUAUUAUUCUUUAGUCAUUGGUGGAGCUCUAGACAGAGAACUAAUUUCUCACUACAAUAUCACUAUCAAAGCUAUGGAUGAAGGUAGGCCCCCGCUCACCACUACCAGUGUGGUUAUUGUUCAGGUUUCUGAUGUAAAUGACAACACACCUCAGUUUUCAGAGACCAUAAUUAAUAUGUAUGUGGAAGAAAACAGUCCAAUUGGCACUGUUUUGAAAGCAGUAUCUGCAGCUGAUGCUGACACUGGUGAAAAUGGUCAGGUGAGCUAUUCAUUAGUCAGUGACAAUAAAUUAGUGCCAUCAUCUACUAUUGUGAACAUCAACUCAGAGACUGGAGAUAUAGUCAGCCUGCAGUCUUUUAACUAUGAGGAGUUAAAAACGUUUCAGUUUAAAGUUCAGGCCACAGACUCUGGUGUUCCUCCACUCAGCAGCAACGUGACUGUAAAUGUUUUUGUUCUGGAUGAAAAUGACAACAGUCCAGCAGUUCUUGCGCCCUAUUCUGAGCACGGCUCCGUUAACAGUGAGAGCAUCCCCUAUUCUGCUGAAGCAGGAUACUUUGUGGCAAAGAUCAGGGCUGUAGACGCAGACUCUGGAUACAAUGCGCUGCUUUCUUAUCACCUCUCUGAGCCCAAAGGAAACAACCUCUUCCGGAUCGGAACCAGCACCGGAGAAAUCAGGACUAAGAGGAGAAUGAGUGACAAUGACCUGAAAACUCACCCCUUGGUGGUCUUGGUUUCUGAUAACGGAGAACCCUCCCUGUCAGCUACUGUGUCUAUUGAUGUGGUGGUGGUUGAAAGCACAGCUGACAUCCAGACUCAGUUCAGACAUGUGCCCAUAAAGGAGGACAGCUUCUCUGAUUUGAACCUGUAUCUGCUGAUCGCCAUAGUGUCGGUGUCAGUCAUCUUUCUGCUGAGCCUCAUCAGUUUAAUAGCUGUCAAAUGCCACAGGACAGACGGCAGUUUCAGCAGGUACAGCGCCCCAAUGAUCACCACCCACCCUGACGGGAGCUGGUCUUACUCCAAGGCUACUCAGCAGUAUGACGUGUGUUUCAGCUCAGACACACUGAAGAGUGACGUAGUGGUUUUCCCCGCACCGUUUCCGCCUGUAGAUGCGGAACUGAUCAGUAUUAAUGGAGGAGACACUUUUACCAGAACUCAGACUUUACCUAACAAAGAGAAGGUAAGAACAUUGGCAUUAAGUUUAUCAUAAUAUUGCCCUUCAUUUAUAUUGAUAAUCCAUAGUGAAAUUAGAUGUAUUUUGAGGGCUUUGUGCUAUUUAAGCAACAAGCUUUUAUUAUCAUUUACUUAAGGUUUGAUUCCAAUUAAAAUGAAUUGAGGUUGUUAUCCUAAUUUGAUCUUGGCCUGCUUUAUCUAUGGUGUUGCAAUGUCCUCUUUUUUCUGCACUUUCUGCAGUUAAAAUUGUAUGUCGCUGUCCAUGGUGCUGAACACAAAUAUUUGGAUUUACUCUCCCACAGUGAUCUGGAUCUUUCCAAAAAAAAAAAAAAUCUGUUUCAAGUUAGUAAAUUGGUAAAAAAAAAAAAAUGUCAACCUAUAACUACUCACAUAAAAUGUUGCCAGAUCAGUGUAUGUAUGAUAUAUUUGUUUCUGAGGUGAUACAUUUCACCAAUUACAUCUCUCAUUCUAUCUAAUAUGUUAUCUGUUGUAGUCACGUUGGCAAUUCAUUUGAAAUACCUAACGUGUAUGAAUGGGAAUCCCUUACUUUCAUCUGUAACUUCAGGUUUUCUAUUGCAAAUUCAAACAUUUCUCUAAUAUAAUGGAAAAAGUUAUGUUCUGAAAGUAUAAAUUACAACAUUUGAAAUGUAUACAAUGUAAUAUAUACUGUGUUUUAUUGUUGUCAGACAUGUAGCUUUAAUGUUGAUGUUGAAUAUUGUUGAACGUAUCGGUAAUUUCAAUGAUUUAAUGAAGCAAUGCCCCGGCAGAUUUUUACCACAAUGGCCUUGAAUCUGAGCUCUAAGGUCCUAUAAAACAUGCGCGGCUGUCCAUAUAUUUUUGAAAUACCUUUCGGGUUUUUUAAAAUAUCCAAAUCCAUGCAAUUACUUGUAGUGUCGUUUGGAAUAAGUGGUUGUCAGCAUCUCUGAGUAAGGAGGGUUUUUCUACAGUUGUUUAAUAACGUGUGCAGUAAAUCAAAGUUGCCACACAGUGACGCUGUGGACCGUAACACCGACAUGUUGUGGCUCCGCCCAGAGUAAAAACGGAAUGACUGUGGAUUUUCA